This is a messenger RNA of Bemisia tabaci, 4650 nucleotides long. It is a transcript of the gene gb, whose product is annotated as solute carrier family 7 member genderblind. Lineage: Eukaryota; Metazoa; Arthropoda; Insecta; Hemiptera; Aleyrodidae. Gene Ontology annotation, cellular component: membrane. Gene Ontology annotation, molecular function: L-amino acid transmembrane transporter activity. Gene Ontology annotation, biological process: amino acid transmembrane transport. The record is from RefSeq and is a predicted model, not a curated record.
CCAUCGAGUCCACGUGUCUGAGGUUAAAAUUAACUCCCCUUUUCUCGGUAUUUCGGCCACCGCAUGGUCUCUUAUUUACCUUUUUUAGUCACCGACAGCGUGGCCGAUAAACUUUGAACUCGUUGUUGAAUUAACGAGUCUCACCCUCAUUUACCCACGACCACAGAGUCAAUUACUUGCUUCCUAAACCCACCACUUCUUGGAUACUUUCCUGGAAGUCUUAUUUGCCUGUUCGUGAAUGUGCCUUUGUGUUUCCUUCGCCACAUAUUGUUUGGAACAGUGCCAGGACUAGGUCUUUGAUCUCUCUCUCCCCGUACUUUCAGAAAUAUCAACGACAUUCUCUAUUGGUGACAAUGACAUCUAGCUCUGAGCUGGGCACGCCAAUGGUGCCGGUUGGCACCAAACAGGAAAAAGUAUGCAUGAAGAAGCAGCUAGGGUUGUUGGAAGGAGUUGCCAUCAUCCUAGGAAUUAUUUUUGGAUCAGGUAUAUUUAUCUCACCGACUACAGUCAUCCAAGAUGCCAAAUCUGCAGGUCUUAGUUUGCUUAUCUGGGUGUUGUGUGGUAUUCUAUCCAUGGUCGGUGCUUUAUGCUAUGCUGAAUUGGGGACAUCUAUACCCAAGUCCGGUGGUGACUACGCCUACAUCUUUGAAGCGUUCGGCCCUAUUCCAGCUUUUCUAUACUUGUGGGAUGCCAUGCUCAUCUUUGUACCCACAACGAAUGCUAUCAUGGGAUUAACGUUUGCCAAUUAUAUAAUCAAGCCUUUCUUCCCCACUUGUGAUGUUCCUGACCUACCAAAAAAGCUGAUUGCGGCCAGUGUUAUCUGCUUUUUGACGUUUUUGAACUGCUACAAUGUGAAAGCAACAGCAAGGACCCAGAAUGUUUUUAUGAUAGCCAAGAUCGCUGCUCUGUGCAUAAUUAUUCUUGCUGGGCUUGCAUAUAUGACUUUUGCGGAUAGAGGAAUGACGAAUUUUGAAGACGUGUGGGCAAACACAACCUCUGACGCAGGCCAAAUUGCAGUUGCAUUUUACUCAGGCAUUUUCUCCUAUUCUGGCUGGAACUACCUGAAUUUUAUGACAGAAGAAUUGAAAAAUCCCUACGUAAAUCUCCCAAGGGCAAUUUAUAUCUCUUUGCCAAUUGUGACCUUUAUCUAUGUGUUGGCAAAUGUGGCGUAUUUGGCUGUUCUAACCCCUGUUGAAAUGAUACAGUCGGAAGCCGUGGCAGUGUCGUUUGCUGAUUCCAUCAUGGGCCCUCUAGCAUGGACCAUGUCAUUAAUGGUAGCCAUGUCAGCAUUCGGAGGUUUGAGCGUGCACAUCAUGACAUCAUCUCGAAUGUGCUUCGUUGGGGCUCGCUAUGGCCACUUCCCAGCCAUGUUGUCGCACAUCAGCGUUGAUAGAUUCACGCCAACCCCUUCCUUAGUUUUUCUCAAUAUUCUCUCGUUAAUCAUGCUAUACACUAGUAAUGUCCGUGAUCUGAUCACUUAUUCUACAUUUGUAGAAUCAUUUUUCAUCACACUCUCAGUGAGUGGCCUAUUAUACCUACGCUGGAAACAACCCAACAGACCACGACCUAUCAAGAUUUCCAUUUGGAUUCCUAUUCUUUUUGUCAUCCUGUGUCUCUUUCUGGUCGUCCUCCCAUUCUUCGACUCGCCGCUGGUAGUUGGAGUCGGAAGUCUCAUCACUCUAAGUGGUGUGCCAGUUUAUUAUUUCGGAGUCGUUUGGCAACCCAAGCCAAAAUGGUUCCGGAGCGCUCUGGAUAAAACAACGUACGUCGUACAAAAACUGUUUAUGUCUGCCAAGGAAGAGCGUGAACUGUGAUCUAUAAAAUCAAGUGACGUGGCAACGGUGUCGUUAUGUAAAUAGUAAGUGAUCUGCUCUUUUUCUACCCGCUGAAUCAUGACGUUUCUGCCAAGAAAAUGCCUUCUAUGUAAGAUUUUUUUAAUCAUCAGAUAAAGUUUUUCAUGUAAUUGUCCAGUCGUUUGUUGGAAAGCUGUAAGUUCCAGCGUAUGUUGGAGCAUUGAUUGAGCAAAGUCUCAUUAAUUGGCAUCCUUUUGUGAAUAAUUUUAUCUAAGAUUGUAUUUGCAUCUUGAAUCAUUGUUCAGAACAUUGUCAGAUUGAAUGGGACGGAAAAGGGAAAGAAUUCGGAGAUAAAAUUGGAAGAAAAAAGUAGCAUUAGUUUCUUAGAUCUUGUAAAAGCCUCUUGUUAAUUUAUUAAGCUGUGGAAAGUCAAACUUUCAAUGUCGAUCAAUUUUAUGUUCUCUUGAACGUUUUCUUCAAAACAGAAGUCUUUUCAUGAAAAUGGAUCGAUGACUGAACUCAUCACAGUGUUUCCAAGUUUCCAUUCUGUUUGAUUUGAUCCUAUUUGCAUUUAUUUGUCAAUCCCAAUCAGAAAUUUCAAUCUGGGAUGCUUAAUUUGUUCCCUUCAAAUUCAGAAAUUUUACACAAGGUGCAGUUUAAUGUUUCAUCCUCUCUAUCAUCUUCUCUAUCAUUGUUUUUUUUUUUGGAUGAGGAUUCAUUUCUCUCAAACCUUUUACUUGCUCUAAUAAUGCAGCAAGCCAUUUAAGGCAAUCAGUAUUUUAAUUUCGUUCAUGUUUUAACGUCGAAGAUAGUUGGUUUGCUCACUUGAAUCUCAUCACCGUAGGAAUUUCCGGUAAAAGAAGCUACUCAUCGAAGAGUAUGGGAAUUUCAGAAACCAGAUAAAUGGGGUUUCAACUGUUAAUCAAAAUGACCUAGAGUAAACAAUCCAAAACACGAGAUUCGAGUCAUAAAUUUUACAGAACUUCACUUAUCUGUUUCUGAAGUGAAAAAUUAUUAGACAGAGUACCUUUUUGGUCAGAUGUCCAAGCCAGAUUUCUUUGUUCUCCAUUGGUUGUAACCUUUUAUUUUUUCAACAAUUGUGUUAUAUUUUGACAAGUACUUAAACCUUAGUUUGUACCUUGACGAAACCUCUGUGAGGAAUAGUGGUACUGUCUAGUCGUGAAAUGUGAUGGAUUCUCGCUAAUUUCAAGGAUGAAUACAGAAGUAAAUAACUUUUGGCAUUGAAACUAUCUCCUUCUGUUGCAAAAAACUCUUUCUCCCUGACUUUUUUUUGUGCAUGCAUCAAAUUAUGCGCUUUUCGAUUUUCUUUGAGAUCUUGUUAAUUCACCCAUUCUCACUCAGGUUGGUUAAAAAAUUCACCAAGCAUUUGUACUACUUGGUAUUCAAGAAUUAGUGAAUCAUAUUUGAUCACAGUAAUUUGCUUACCGCUCUGAGGUGAGAAAAUAGUUUAGUCGAUUCAGUGUAAUCAGCACUUCUUUCACUUUAAUUCAGCGACAAGAGGUCUGAAAUUUUCACAGGAAAUAAUUUCUCAGAAGUUCCCAAAUUGUUUCUUGUCAGACUGGUAGAUAUUUUGAAAAUAUGCUAGUGAGCAGUUUUGUUUUAGAACUAAGUUUAGCUCUGACCAAUCAUCCAGUAUUUGCCUGUUGUCUAAAACGUAGUCAGUUUAUUUUGAAAGGGCUUUUUUCUUCUUUCAUUUUUCAGGAAAUUAAUUUUUGAGGUAGACAGAGUAUUUAACGGAGGUGUUCACUUGUACAUAUCUACAAGAGCUAAUUUUGUCACAGAGCAUUGACUCAGUAAAAAUGGUUUUGCAUCUGAGUGAGUGAAUGAGCAAGGGAGGGGGGGGGGUUUCACAAACGACCCCUUCCACAGCAACUUUGGUCCAAUUUGAUCAAUUUACGGGCAUUUUUUGAAAUAUUGCCUCUCAUCUUGAGGAAGCUCUGGCAGGGUUGCCGGCGGAAAACCGGGAAGGUCAGGGAAAGUCAGGGUAUUUAUGGCGACUGGGAAAAGUCAGGGAAUUUACGGCGACCGGGAAAAGUCAGGGAAUUUACGGCAACCGGGAAAAGUCAGGGACUUUAUGGCAACUGGGAAAAGUCAGGGAAUUCACACUAAAAGUCAGGGAAUUUUCCAAGGUGCAUUUAGUAGAAGUUAGUGUUUUUAAAGGGGAAAAAAAAUCAAAGUGGAAGUUUAAUUCUAAUGUCAGGCAAAGUCAGGGAAUCCGAAAAAUUUAGUCAGGGAAAAGCAAAAAUAGUCGGGGAAUUUGAAGGUGAAGAGAUUAUGGCAACCCUGCUCUGGGUCCUUUCCACAAAUUUUGUCCUCCGCUAAGUUUCGGGUGAAAUUAUACCCCCAUGUCUGACUAAAAUUCAAGCUACAUAAAGUAGAGUGUUGGUGGAUGAUGCAAUGCAUCCAAAUUACCUUUUUGUUGAAUCUUGAGGAGAACUAAGCCUCAGGAGUUAUUUAUUCUUUCCUUGGUCUGUAGAAGUAAAAUUUUACUAAGGCAUGAGUUGCUAAAUUAUUUUCUCUUUUUUUUUCUCAUCUUUUUCAGUGCUAAUUAGGUUUGAAAGGUUUUGAGCUGUGAAUAUCUAAGUCUUUUUUUAUGUAUAUGUUGGUGUCCUUGAUCUGGAUUAAAAAUCAUUCAACCUAUCUAGGUUUCUAGUAGUCAAGGUUGAUUUCUGACUUAUGUCCUAUUUGAAUCAGUGAAAUCGAAAACACACCUACGUGGGUUUUUUUUCAAUUUUCACUUUUUUACGGUUAAGUAACACUCAUGGAGAGAAGCAUCUGUACGCUAAAGGAAAUUUCGAAAUUGCAAUCGGAAGUGCUCAAAACAGCGACGGGAAAA